Messenger RNA from Canis lupus familiaris (dog), 3598 nucleotides. RefSeq names its product GRAM domain containing 4 (gene GRAMD4). Gene Ontology annotation, biological process: negative regulation of toll-like receptor 9 signaling pathway; apoptotic process. Bases 131 to 1945 code for a protein of 604 amino acids. Lineage: Eukaryota; Metazoa; Chordata; Mammalia; Carnivora; Canidae. The transcript is spliced from 20 exons. The record is from RefSeq and is a predicted model, not a curated record.
GCCUCCGCGCUCGUGGCCCGGACCCGCGGGGCCGCCUCCUCCGGGCUCCCCGGCGCCGCUGGGCUCCCGGGCGGGCGGCAGGUGCGGCGCGGCCGGGCGGCCGGCGAGGGGGCGCCGCGGCAGCGGGUGAAUGAGAGUUGGCCCCGAUCUCCGCGCAGGGGACCCCGACCGUCAUGUUAAGGUAAAGCAGAGGGGCUCAGUGCUGAACAUGCUAAGGAGGCUGGACAAAAUCAGGUUCAGAGGUCACAAGAGAGAUGACUUCCUCGAUCUAGCAGAGUCUCCAAAUGCCUCGGACACCGAAUGCGGGGAUGAAGUGCCCCUGAAAAUACCUCGGACCUCGCCCCGGGACAGCGAGGAGCUGAGGGACCCUGCUGGACCAGGGACCCUCAUCAUGGCUGCAGGAGUCCAGGACUUUAACCGGACAGAGUUUGAUCGAUUAAAUGAGAUCAAAGGUCACCUGGAAAUCGCCUUAUUGGAAAAACACUUCUUACAGGAGGAGCUCCGGAAGCUGAGAGAAGAAACCAACUCAGAGAUGCUUCGGCAGGAACUGGACCGGGAGCGGCAGCGGCGGAUAGAGCUGGAGCAGAAGGUCCAGGAGGUGCUGAAGGCCAGGACCGAGGAGCAGACAGCUCAGCAGCCUCCGAAGGGGCAGGCCCAGGUCAAUAACGGAGCAGAUCGGCGCGGCCAGGGGCUGUGCCCCCGUGUCCAGAAGUGGUUCUACGAGAAGUUUGGGGAGUACGUGGAGGACUUCCGGUUCCAGCCCGAGGAGAGCACCGUGGAGACCGAGGAGCCCCUCAGCGCCCGGAGGUUGACGGAAAACAUGAGACGACUAAAGCGCGGCGCCAAGCCCGUCACCAGCUUCGUGAAGAACCUCUCUGCCUUAUCCGACUGGUACUCCGUCUACACGUCUGCCAUCGCCUUCACCGUGUACAUGAAUGCUGUGUGGCAUGGCUGGGCCAUUCCCAUGUUCCUAUUUCUAGCAAUUUUGAGGUUAUCCCUCAAUUACCUCAUAGCCAGGGGCUGGAGGAUACAGUGGAGCAUCGUGCCUGAAGUGUCUGAACCGGUGGAACCUCCAAAGGAAGACCUGACCGUGUCUGAGAAGUUCCAGCUCGUGCUGGAUGUCGCCCAGAAAGCCCAGAACCUCUUUGGCAAGAUGGCUGACAUCCUGGAGAAGAUCAAGAACCUGUUCAUGUGGGUCCAGCCUGAGAUCACGCAAAAGCUGUAUGUGGCACUGUGGGCCGCCUUCCUUGCCUCCUGCUUCUUCCCCUACCGCCUGGUGGGACUGGCCGUGGGACUCUACGCCGGGAUCAAAUUUUUCCUCAUCGACUUUAUCUUCAAACGCUGCCCGAGACUGCGAGCCAAAUACGACACCCCGUACAUCAUCUGGAGGAGCCUGCCCACGGACCCACAGCUCAAGGAGCGCUCCAGCGCCGCCGUGUCGCGCCGGUUACAGACGACCUCCUCGCGGAGCUACGUCUCCAGCGCACCCGCCGGCCUGAACAAGGACGAAGACACCGGUCGCUUUCACGGUACCAAGAAGGGCAAUUUCCACGAAAUCUUUAACCUGACAGAAAAUGAGCGACCACUGGCAGUGUGCGAGAACGGCUGGCGCUGCUGCCUCAUAAACCGGGACCGCAAGAUGCCCACAGACUACAUCCGCAACGGGGUUCUGUACGUGACGGAGAAUUACCUGUGCUUCGAAAGCUCCAAAUCCGGUUCUUCCAAGAGAAACAAAGUCAUCAAGCUGAUGGACAUCACAGACAUCCAGAAGUACAAGGUCCUCUCCGUCCUCCCGGGCUCAGGCAUGGGGAUCGCGGUGUCCACACCAUCAACCCAGAAACCGCUGGUGUUCGGUGCCAUGGUGCAUAGAGACGAGGCCUUCGAGACCAUUUUCAGCCAGUACAUGAAAAUCACGGCGGCGGCAGCAUCUGGCAGUGACAGCUAGUGUUGAUUCUCCCGGGACGAUGCUGGAAAGGGUUUUGUUUUGUUUUUCCUUUUUUUUUUUUUUGUUUUUUUUUUAACAAUUUGAUAGUGGAAAAAAAUUGGACGUCCUCCCGAUCUUUUGCAAUAAUUCCCCUCGAUCUGUGGUUUUUAUUGUGUUUGCCCUGCGCUCUGCGGACCCCUUCACGCAGGGGUGGGGCCCUCAGACGGAGCCCGCCCUUCUGACGGUGAGGCGUGCCCCACGAGCUCGGGGGCGCAGAGGGCAGGGGACCCUGGACGCCGGUGGAAAGGAUGAUGCACGGGAGCCGCCGGCCCCGGCCCCUGCCUAGGACCGCUGCUGUCUGCCCCCGACGGAGAGCCCGCAGCAGCCGCGCACCCAGCGCUCCAGGGGCCGCCGCCCUUCCACACCAAAGCCAUAGCUGAGGCGCACCUGCGGUCCCUCUUCCGGGGGUGACAGAUGCAGGGAGGAGCGGCCCGGAGGCCCCUCCGCAGCACCACGAACGGGACCCUGGGUCUCCUUGGUCCAGCGAGGCCUUCCGCAGCGUGUGGCCAGGGUGAGCCCGGGUGGGGGGCGCGGCUCUGCGUGGCCUGCGCCCUGUGCCCGCCUCCCGUGGGCGCCGACAGGCUGGCUGGGCCCGGGCCCCGCCCCCGCCCAGGCCACCUACCGCCUCGGCCUCCCGCGCCGCCGGGGCCUGGAGUUGGUGACCCGCGAGGAUUGGAUGGCACGGCGGGUAGAAGCACAUCUUUUUAACACUCUGCUCUUUGGAGAGCCCCAUGGGACACCUGCCAGGCUCUCAGGCCACACGGGGCUUUGGUGGCUCGCAGAUGAGGAUCAACCGCGGCUUGGCUGGCGCCGGCCUUGAGGCUACAGCCACCUGGAUGUAAUUUUUACCUUUGCUCCAAUCCGGAUGUGCUGGUUUGGGUGAGACCUGGUGGCAGCGCUCACGUCCCCCUUCCCAGGGACCCCAGAGCCACCCGCCAGGGCCCGGGUGGCGCUCCCGGGGGGCCGCCCAGCAGCCUGAUGAAGCACACACCCCGCCCGGCCGGUGAGGUCUGAGGGCACCGCGGCACCCACUGCUCGCUGCGACCCCCGGGGGACCCGAGUCAGGACCCACUGAGCCUCGGCUCGGGCUCCCCCAGGUGGCGCCGGCGGCCUGGCUCUCGUGGGCCAGGAGUGGCCCCAGGGACCGGCGGCAGGGUGGUGCCCGUGGGUGCCAGGGGUCAGCGUGUGCCCGCGGGGGGCCGCCCUUGCCAGCAGAGCGGGUGGUUUGGUUCGAGUCCCUUCUGAGGAGAAGGGGAGAUGAAAACUGACCACGUGGGGGCGGGGGGCCCGGGAAGCCGGCUCUGCCCGCGGGGGGGUGGCCUCCCCGCCUCCCUGCCUCCCGGCUGAGUGCCCGUAGUUUCUCUCAAAUUGUGUAAAUCUGGGCAGAUGUUUAAUUUCUAUGACUAAUCACUGAACUAGAAUGAAUGUUACAUUUUUUAUGUCCGAAGCUUGAGUCUAUUUUGAAUCUGUAAAUAAUCGUUCCUGGUGUCCCUUUUGUUCAACAAAAGGAUCGUACUGUAUGAAGAACCGAUGAAAACCCCCGUAACAUUUUUUUAAGAAAACUUUGUUUGUUUAAAGAAGUCUUGUAUAAAUUAUAAUUUUUAUUUAAAUAAA